Lutzomyia longipalpis is the source of this 2914-nucleotide messenger RNA. It is a transcript of the gene Cul5, whose product is annotated as cullin-5. Gene Ontology annotation, cellular component: Cul5-RING ubiquitin ligase complex; SCF ubiquitin ligase complex. Gene Ontology annotation, biological process: protein ubiquitination; SCF-dependent proteasomal ubiquitin-dependent protein catabolic process. The record is from RefSeq and is a predicted model, not a curated record. The transcript is spliced from 4 exons. The coding region runs from base 210 to 2540 and encodes 776 amino acids. NCBI's taxonomy places the organism in Eukaryota, Metazoa, Arthropoda, Insecta, Diptera, Psychodidae. Gene Ontology annotation, molecular function: ubiquitin protein ligase binding.
UGUCAGAUGCUCGGGAAAAGUUGUCAGUUGGUCUCACUUUUUACGGAAAAAUGCCAAAAUCCUUGCAAAUUAUUUAGAGUUUCUCCGCAAGAUAAAUAAGAUUGUGGGAGUUUUGAUUAAGUUAAAAAUAUAGUGGCGUUACUUGCAUUUUGGUGUCACAAAUAUCUAUCAUCUAAUGGUGGUGCAACCCAGCUUCCCAGGAAUUUACAAUGUUGAAGGGCAAAGGGGAUCAGCAGACAUUCGACGGCUCAUGGCCAGAGAUGCGUCCCAUAAUACUGAAAGUACUAAAGCAGGAAGCUGUGACGCAUCAUGAAUGGCAGGAUAUAUUCUAUUUGAUCCACUUGGUGUGCCUGUGGGACGAGAAGGGUGCCACAAAGAUCUACGAAUGCCUUCAAGAAGACAUUGUGUCGUUUAUCAAGCAAGCCCAGGCACGGGUGCUGGCUCAUCGGGAGGAACAGGCCCUCCUGAAGGCCUACAUUGUGGAAUGGAGGAAAUUUUUCACACAAAGUGAAUACCUUCCGAUGCCAUUUCGAACACUCGAAAGUGUCCUCCAGGGGAAGAGUUCAUCAUCAAAUCACAACUCUGGCAGUGGAUCCCAGAAAAAGUCCUCCAUUGACGACAGUAUUGUGCGCAAAUUGAUGCUGGAUUCGUGGAAUCAGAGUAUCUUCAUCAACAUCAAGCAUCGCCUCCAGGAUUCAGCAAUGAAGUUGGUGCAUGCUGAACGCAAUGGGGAUGCCUUCGAUUCGCAGCUGGUGAUUGGUGUGCGUGAGAGCUACGUGAAUCUCUGUAGCAAUCCUGAGGAUCAACUCGAAAUCUACAGGGACAACUUCGAGGCGGCAUACCUCCAGGCAACCACAACAUUCUACACCCUCAAGGCGAGUGAGCAGCUUCAAGCUAAUGGAGUGCAAUCAUUCAUGCGGUAUGCAGAUACAAAGCUACGUGAGGAGGAAGCCCGCGCAAAGAGAUACCUGGAACCGAGUAGCUUCAAUGCUCUCACACAAUGCUGUGUCUCCGUGUUGAUUUGUGAUCACUUACCCACACUUUUAGCUGAAUGUGCUCCAUUGAUUAAGGCAGGAGAGACAGAACGGUUGCAGUUGAUGUUUCGUCUUCUGGACAGGGUACCAGGUGGUGUGGAACCUAUGCUGCGUGACUUAGAGAAUCACAUUGUAUCCGCGGGAUUGGCGGAUAUGGUGGCGGCAGCUGAUAUAAUAACUCAGGACUCUGAGAAGUACGUUGAGCGUCUUUUGGAGCUUUUCCGGCGCUUCAGCAAUCUCGUGCGAGAAGCUGUAAAUGACGAUCCGCGCUUCCUUACGGCACGCGAUAAAGCUUUCAAGACCGUGGUCAAUGAUACGACAGUAUUCAAACUUGAACUGCCCACAGCCACCACGGCACGUGGCACCAAAGUCACAGCGCCGGAGAGUAAGUGCCCCGAACUCUUGGCUAACUAUUGUGAUAUGCUGCUGCGAAGGACGCCACUCAGUAAGCGUCUCACGAGUGAUCAGAUUGAAUCUCGCCUGAGGGAUGUUCUGCUCGUGCUCAAGUACGUUAGCAAUAAGGAUGUCUUUAUGCGGUACCACAAAGCCCAUCUGACGCGACGUCUAAUCCUCGAUUCAAGUGCAGAUAGUGAGAAGGAGGAGGAUAUGGUUGAGUGGUUGCGUGAAGUUGGUAUGCCGGCGGACUAUGUGAACAAAUUGGCGAGAAUGUUUCAGGAUAUUAAAGUUAGUGAGGAUCUCAAUGCACAAUUUCGUUCAUCCACAACCCGACAUGAUGCCAUCAACAUAAAAAUUCUCAAUGCUGGUGCCUGGGCAAGGGGUUCCGAAAGGGUAUCCGUGAGCCUUCCCGUCGAACUGGAGGACUACAUUCCCGAAGUGGAGGAGUUCUACAAGAAGAAACAUUCCGGCAGGAAGCUCCAGUGGUACCAUCAUAUGAGCAAUGGUACCAUUACGUUUGCCAAUGACGUUGGACGCUUCGAUCUGGAUGUUACCACAUUUCAAAUGGCCGUUCUAUUUGCUUGGAAUCAGCGUCCAUUUGAAAAGGUGUCGUAUGAGAACUUAAGAUUAGCCACAGAGCUUCCAGAUCCGGAACUGAGACGUACUUUGUGGUCGUUGGUAGCUUUCCCAAAGCUGAAACGUCAGUUACUUCUGCACGAACCGGCUGUGACUGCGCCCAAAGACUUCACCGAAAAUACUCUCUUCUGGGUAAAUCAGGAGUUUGCUCUGAUAAAGAAUAACCGGCCACAGCGGCGAGGAAAGAUAAAUAUGAUUGGUCGUCUGCAAUUGAGCACAGAGAGAUCUCAGCAGGAGGAUAACCAAUCGAUAGUGCAAUUGCGAAUAUUGCGCACCCAGGAAGCAAUUAUAAAGAUAAUGAAGAUGCGAAAGAGACUCAACAAUGCAGCUCUCCAGGCGGAACUUAUUGAUAUUCUCAAAAAUAUGUUUUUACCGUCAAAGAAGAUGAUUAAGGAGCAACUAGAGUGGUUGAUUGAGCACAAGUACAUGAGACGGGAUGACGAUGACAUCAACACAUUCAUUUACAUGGCCUAAAGGGCACUGCUGAACCCCUCCCCCUUCCCUAGAUAAAGGAUGACAAAGGAUUCACCAAACACAUUUAACCUGUCCUUCCUCAUUACCUACAUUGCUAUCAGCUCUAACAAAAUUUCUUUCUCCCGCGUUAGCUGCUGGCUAUUUUUGGAAGUUUUAUUCCUGGCUUCCGGAUUAGUGUUUCUGCCUGCCCACGAGAUAUGCUUUUAUAUUUAGCUCCUCGCGAGUCAAUCCUUUAGUCUCCCCAGCCCCCAUCGUCCUCCCAUAACUCAAUUAUAUAUACAUACAAUUCAAUUGUAAAUAUUGUAAUGCAGUUGGACAAUUUUAAAUCUAUAUAGAACUCUGAAGGUGUAAUAAUAAAUUGCGUAUAACUUGAA